This is a messenger RNA of Solanum tuberosum (potato), 753 nucleotides long. Its product is annotated as double-stranded RNA-binding protein 4-like. Bases 1 to 753 code for a protein of 250 amino acids. Lineage: Eukaryota; Viridiplantae; Streptophyta; Magnoliopsida; Solanales; Solanaceae. The record is from RefSeq and is a predicted model, not a curated record. The transcript is spliced from 6 exons.
AUGAUUGUCCUUCACAGUUCUCAUGCAAAUUCCUCCGGCACAAGUAAUGUACAAGAAUCAACUGCAAGAGUACACACAAAAAAUGUCAAACAACUUCCAAUUUAUCAAACAGUUAAUGAAGGUUUUCCACAUGCCCCAAAGUUCAGAGCAAAGGUUUUGGUUGAUGGAUCUGAAUAUCAAUCCAAGUCAACAUAUCCCACGAAGAAAGAAGCAGAGCAGGCAGUAGCAAAAAUAGCUUAUGAAUGCAUUCACAACAAAAUUGAUGCUAGAGAUAUUUCACUUAUUUACAAGGAACCCAUGUUGUGCAAAUCCAUUCUCUAUGAAUUUGCUGUCAAGAGGAAUCUGGAUAGGCCUAUAUAUAACACUAGAUAUACAGAAGGGCCAAGCUCAGUUUAUAUUUGUCACUUGGUGUUGGGAGGCAAAACUUACAAAGGUGAGUUAGCUGGGAGCAAGCAAAUGGCAAAGCAAGUAGCUGCUCAAGCCGCGAUUGAAUCACUCUUGGGAAUGCUUUAUGAGAUCAUCAUGUCCAAAAAUAAGUCUUAUCCUAGUAUGCAAACCAGAAUGGAUACUGGCUCUAGUGAGAAAAUGUUGCCUAAAUGCUCUGGCAAUUUACAAGGUCAAAAAGCAAGCAUUAAGAGAGCAGUUGCUUGCUUCAACACUGAUGGCAUAGUUGGUAGCUCUGGAAGUGGACCAAAGCGUAAAACCGAAACCAAAAACUGGGAAAGGAACAAAAUGAGAAGAUUUGGCAAUUGA